Messenger RNA from Piliocolobus tephrosceles (Ugandan red Colobus), 4214 nucleotides. It is a transcript of the gene GOLPH3L, whose product is annotated as golgi phosphoprotein 3 like. Gene Ontology annotation, cellular component: Golgi cisterna; cytosol; trans-Golgi network. Gene Ontology annotation, molecular function: phosphatidylinositol-4-phosphate binding. The record is from RefSeq and is a predicted model, not a curated record. Lineage: Eukaryota; Metazoa; Chordata; Mammalia; Primates; Cercopithecidae. Gene Ontology annotation, biological process: retrograde vesicle-mediated transport, Golgi to endoplasmic reticulum; Golgi organization; Golgi vesicle budding. The coding region runs from base 1233 to 2132 and encodes 299 amino acids. The transcript is spliced from 5 exons.
CGAGAAAAUUACAUUUCCUAACGUCCCUUCCCCACCCCCCAAAAAAAACCUCUAAUUUUUAAAAUUAUUAUUUUAUGGGGAGGGAAAGGUUUUUAUUCAUUUGGGCCAUUUGUUUUCUUUCAAGUAGGAAUUUUAACUAGUAAAUGUCCAGGUGAAACUAAUUUCUCAAAGAAACCGCCCCACCCCCUCACCCCCACCCCCGCCCCGCUAAGGUUUAAAGUUUCUUGGAUUGGUUUAGGAAAUAGUCCCUAUUCACAGUGCCAGAUAGGCUUAGUGCCCUUAAGCAUUUAUUUCAUGGUUCUCUUCCUCCUUCGCUCUUCCCACCUCCCAUAACAAAUAAUAUUUGAAUUAUACCCUUGUACAAAAAACUUUUGUAGCUCACUUCAUUUGUAUUUCUAUUUUAAAUAUUCAUAUGCACUUCUGAGUAUUCAUUUUAAUCAAUAUACGUUUAUCGAGCAAUUACAACGUUAAAGACACUGCUAGUUGCUAUGGAGAGUAUAAAAACCCAAGAAGACAAUAUCCCUGUUCUCAAGAAGUUUACAGUUGAGAAACAGCUAUACCAAGAGAAAGACUAUAAUAAAUACUUUAAAGGAAGUGAGUAUAAAUAAAGCUCUGUGAAAGUACAGCUGAAGGAGUGGCCAUGAGACAUGUAGGUAAUAGAAAAGAGGAAGUCACUUAAAGGCCUUCACAAGGCCUUUAAAGAAUGGGUAGAAGGUAGAGAGGAAGAGAAAAGAGUGAGGACCCCAGCAAGUACAGAAGAGCAGAAGCAGAAAGAAAGCAUGAGACGUUUUUGAGAAAAAGUUUGGCAACAGUACUUAUGGGGAGUAAUGGGAAAUAUUGCUAGAGGAGUAGAAACGAGUCCAGUCAUAGCAGCUAUUAAAUACCAUUAUUUUGAUAUUGAAAAAGAUACUCCUUUAUAUAAUUGUUGAUUUUAAAUACUUGUAUAUUAUCUUAAAAACUGAUUUGUCUAGGUUUAUAUAAAAUAAAGUAUGCUAACUAUAAACUUUAUCACAAAUGAUUUAGUGCAGUUUCUUUUGACUGUAAACAUAGAAUAAAAGACAUGUUCUUUGAUUUUUUUUAAAAAAAAAAUUGAGAACGAAUUUGUUAAUCUUUCAACACUCUCUUGCCAGUAAUUUUUGUUUGCAGCUCCUUGUGUAUUUGCAAGAUAUGGCUAGCCAGGACUAGAGCUGCUAAGUUUACUGACUGUGGAAUUACUACACAUGAUUUUCUGAAUGUUAUUGUCUAGACUUGUGAUCUCCAAAAAACAGGUGAGAAUGACCACUUUAACUCACCGGGCCCGUCGCACUGAAGUAAGCAAGAACUCUGAAAAGAAGAUGGAAAGUGAGGAAGACAGUAAUUGGGAGAAAAGUCCAGACAAUGAAGAUUCUGGAGACUCUAAGGAUAUCCGCCUUACUCUUAUGGAAGAAGUAUUGCUUCUAGGACUAAAAGAUAAAGAGGGUUACACAUCUUUCUGGAAUGACUGCAUAUCAUCUGGCCUGCGAGGGGGCAUCCUGAUAGAGCUGGCCAUGCGGGGUCGAAUCUAUCUGGAACCCCCGACCAUGCGUAAGAAGCGACUACUAGACAGAAAGGUACUGCUAAAGUCAGACAGUCCAACAGGUGAUGUCUUACUGGAUGAAACUCUUAAACACAUCAAAGCAACUGAACCCACAGAAACUGUCCAAACAUGGAUAGAGCUACUCACUGGUGAGACCUGGAACCCCUUCAAAUUACAGUACCAGCUGAGAAAUGUACGAGAGCGCAUUGCAAAGAACCUAGUAGAGAAGGGUAUUCUAACCACUGAGAAGCAGAAUUUCCUGCUAUUUGACAUGACUACUCAUCCAGUGACCAAUACAACAGAGAAACAGCGCCUAGUGAAAAAACUUCAAGAUAGUGUACUAGAGCGGUGGGUAAAUGACCCUCAGCGUAUGGACAAGCGAACACUAGCACUCCUGGUGCUAGCUCACUCCUCUGAUGUGCUAGAGAAUGUCUUCUCCUCUCUGACAGAUGACAAGUAUGACGUGGCAAUGAAUCGAGCCAAGGACUUAGUAGAACUGGACCCUGAAGUGGAAGGGACAAAGCCUAGUGCCACAGAAAUGAUCUGGGCUGUGCUGGCAGCCUUCAAUAAAUCUUAAAGCCAGCAGGUGGAUUUCUCCUUUUCCCCUGCUGGCUGGUGACUGUCAGAGACCCCAUCACUGAGUUUUGUGUGAUGAGAUGUUUUCAUCAUUUUUGUUUCCUUUUCUUGAAUCAGACUUGUGAUUUGGGGAGAACAACUUCAGGGCUUCUCCACAGACCUUGACCAUUAUAAGCAGACCUUAUUUCUCCCUACACUUCCACUCCAUAGGUAAAUAAACUGGGUGAACCCACACGCACCCAAUGAACAUUUUCUCCCAUUUCUUGGUUUAGUGUGCUUUGGAUAAGCAGAAAUAUCUAAAUGGGAUUUUGAGUUCUCCAGCUAUAGAAUGUGAAUGAGAUAAAAAGCGAACUAUUAUGUUUUUCUAAGUUUGUUUUCUAUCUUAAAUACAUGUUUUCACAGCCUUUGUCUCUCAGAUCCUGCUAAAUAAUGUAGCUUAUUGAAAUAACUGUCGUUGAAUAAGGAGCAAUGAGAAACAAAACUAAUUUUUGGAGCCGAUGGUCUCUGGAAUUGCAUAUCCUGCUAGUGAUUUUCUCAUCUUUCCUUUUCUAACCUAAUGAGAAUGUCCCAGAUUCAAUUACCUGGAUCUCAAAGUCCUAGAGCCAGAAAUACAUUCUCUCAUCCCUCUUAGCAUUCUCUUGCUCCCUCAUUCACUAGGGCAAAAGUCUAAAUGAAGAAAAGAAAAGUCUGUCCCAACACCUCGUUCAUGCAAUCAGCAUUAGAAUUUGUAAGGAAGGAAGGGAGGUGGCAUGAAAAUUUCCAUUCUUGGAGUAUACAACUGUCCUGUUUACCCCAGGCCACUUUUUUUUUUUUGAGACAGGGUCUUGCUGUUGCCCAGGGAGGAGUACAGUGGUGCAAUCACAGCUGACUGCAGCCUUGACCUCCAGGGAUCAAGGAUCCUCCUGCCUCAGUCUCCCAACUAGGUGGGAGUACAGGCACAUGCCGCCAUACUCGGCUUUUUUUUUUUUUUUUUCUUAGAGAGACAGAGUCUCGCUUUGUUGCCCAGGCUGGUCUUGAAUUCCUGGGCUUAAGCAAUUCUUCCACCUCAGCCUCCCAAAGUGCUGAGAUUACUGGUGUGAGCCACUGCACCCCCCCCUCCAGACUACUUUAAAUGUCUCUGCUGUGACUGAAUUGAAGGAAUUGUAAGUUUCAGUUGCUGAAUAUAUCAGUAUAUCUGAACUCCAGAUAUUUUUAUUUCCUAUUUUUGGCUUCCUGCAUAAAUUGAUAAAAUCUGUCUAUAUUUAAGGGUUCUGGGAGUAGUUUUGUCUAUAUUUAAGCCAUAGAUGUGCUCCUAGUCAUCAGUCUUAUUUCAGUAAAACCAUCUUUCUGGCCAAAUCUCUUAACACUUUUUUUAUUUCAGUAGUGAGGGCAAUGAGAAGCUUUAUUAAGAAAGAUCCUAUUUAAAGGGCUAAGUUGGUGUUGAAAGCAUGCUGACAUAAAGUCCAGUAUUUGAGGAUAUAAAGAGGACGGGCACUGAGUUGUGCUGAUGUUAAGCAUUUAUUAUACUUUAAUGGAAUAGUGCUUCUUAACCAUUAUAGAACAACAAGCUGUCAAAGGGCUAAUACAGAUGACCCAGACCUGACAUUAAAUCCUCUUGAUUAGAAAUAAUUAAAUGAAUGAUUUAUUCAUUUAUCUCCUCUGCCAAAUAUACUUAGCCCCACAAAAAUUCCCCAGCUCAGUUAACAAUUUUUUGUUUUUCACUUUAGACAUCUCUUAGGUAAAUAGAGAUAUAAAUUGUAAUAGGAAACAAUCUCUAAAUGUGAGACUGAAUAGAGCUUCAGUCUGGCUCUCUAAUAGGACAAAAGCCAGUCCAUGUGUUGUCUCUACCUGAUUUAGCUUUUUCUUUUCUUUGAACAAUUCAGCAUGAAUUGAAACCAGGUUUUCCUGUGGAAAGUUAUAGCUUGAUUGGGGGAUAGAAGUUGAAUUGAGUUCUUUCUUGAAACUCUUAGUGUUUAUUUUUAUAUUAUAUCUCAAGAUGAGGAUAUCUUCAGUUUGAAUCUGCAUAAUGUUCACUGCCAAACUCCUUCUCAUUUAAUGCUUAUCGCCUUCACAUUUCUGUAUAAUAAAGAUCAGUUAUCAGCUC